AUGGAUGAAGCUUUGACCAUCCGUGUUGAGACUCUUGAGAGGGAGUUGGUCGAUAAGGAGAAACUGAUUGCUAAGUUGAAAGAAACUAACGCUCGAUUGGAUGGGGACCUUGGUUGGUUAUUGAUGGAAGGUGUGGUUAAGGUGGUGGACAAGGGGAUUGUUGUUGGGACGUUUGGCAUGGGUACUGCCAGUUCUACUUCAAUCCGCAGUAGGGUAGUCGUGGAAAACAUUAAUGCUUUCAUUUCUUGUGACUACGCGAUCCAGUUGCACUUGGGUGAGCUAGAUGUGGAGGGUUUGAGGAAGCUAAAUGUAUACGAUUCUAAUGAUGAAUCGGGUAUCAGUGGUGGAAUGAAGAUUACUAGUUUAGACAACGAUGGAGGUAAAGGAAAGGAUAUUCUUGGCUAG
Molecule: messenger RNA, 405 nt
Organism: Lactuca virosa
Lineage: Eukaryota; Viridiplantae; Streptophyta; Magnoliopsida; Asterales; Asteraceae
Source: the annotation of a GenBank genome assembly